AUGCCCUUAAAGAGCGAUCCGAGUUACGAGACGCUAUCAUACGUUUGGGGCGAUCAGUCGAAUACUCGCCAAAUCACUUGCGAUGGGUCACCCCGAACCAUUACCGAAAGUCUUUACCUUGCACUCUCGCGGCUACGUUUGCGCGACAGACCAAGGACAGUGUGGAUUGACCAACUCUGCAUCGACCAGACCAACGACGUCGAAAAGUCUCCCCAAGUCAGCGUUAUGCGUGAUAUUUACAGAAAGGCAUCGCGCGGACUGAUCUGGCUCGGCGAGCUUCCGGUAGAAGAGCAGACAGGCUUCCCGGAGACUCAUGUAGCCCUCGUUUUCCAGUGCUUGACGGAAAUGAUCACCGAUUUGCCCAAUGCCGGAUCAUCGGCCGAGGGGGUGCCGCCUCGGGAUCUCGGCGAAGUCAUCCUUGCACUUAUGGGCUCUCAAUGGGCGAAAUGGCAGGGCAUCAAAUAG
This is a messenger RNA of Fusarium falciforme, 465 nucleotides long. Its product is annotated as HET domain-containing protein. Lineage: Eukaryota; Fungi; Ascomycota; Sordariomycetes; Hypocreales; Nectriaceae. The record is from RefSeq and is a predicted model, not a curated record. The transcript has a single exon. Bases 1 to 465 code for a protein of 154 amino acids.